UUUCUCAGAAACUCGAAUUCAGAUUCACUGAAAAUUAGGGUUCGACUUUGUAGAAAUAAUUUUUUAAACUGUUCAGCUUCGCAGAAUGAGAUUAAACUUUGAUUAAAAAUGAUGUUAAACUGUGAAUAUCUUUGCGAUUUUUGCUUUUUGUGAUUUUUAGUAAUGUCGAUUUGCUAGAGCACCAAAGCUAGGGGCGGUGGUUCUUAUCAAAGGAUGCUAUAGAGCAUGACCUAAAAUGAUGGGACUCUGCAAUUGGAAGUUUUACAUUAGUUCAGAUGGACGCUGCGGCCAUAUCACAUAUCUAGUAAACUGUUUGUCCCGGAUCAUAUUGAUAAACCGGAUUGUGCUGAUGAUGGAAUUCCCAAAAUUAAGCCCAAUAGUGACCUGCAGCAUACUGUUGAGGUGGGUAAUUAAUAUUUAAUGACAUACUCAUAGCCUAGGUUAUGGUAUGGUGGGCUUGUCGGAAUUAGAGGAGUUACUGCUUCUUCAAUGGUAUCCGAAAAUCAAAAAUUAGCAACUUGUUCUGUUUCGGGAGAUAGCAAUGGUGACUCUAUUGAGACUGAUGUACCUUUCCUAUUGAUUACUCUGAGCUUAUGGAAAGAGAAGAAAGACAAUAACACGUACCAAGGAACCACAUGGCAAAUUAAUUUCAAUCUUGAUUAUGUAAAUACCAAUGGAAACUACAAAUUGCGAGUGGCUUUGGCAUCUGUACAUUCUGUUGAGCUACAGGUACCCCAACCAGAGUCAUCGCGCCAAAGGAGCUCAACAUCAACUAACCGCAAAGUAGAAAUCUUCAUCCCACGAAACACUUUACCUAAUCCAAAAUCUUCACUCUUCAAUCAUGUGUGAUUGAGCCUAGUCC
Molecule: messenger RNA, 862 nt
Organism: Gastrolobium bilobum
Lineage: Eukaryota; Viridiplantae; Streptophyta; Magnoliopsida; Fabales; Fabaceae
Exons: 5
Coding region: 490-849 (119 amino acids)
Source: RefSeq, a predicted model, not a curated record